AUUAACUCAAAAUUCGAUUCUGCUUUUAGCGGAUUUAUCAAUCUAUGAGGGAGCUUUAGUCAUGACGUAUGAACAACUUUUGGAGCAAGCUAAACAAGAACAAGAAGAUGCAUUACAAACUAAAGAGAGCUUGAAUCAACUCGCUAUUGUUCUUUAUACUUCCGGAAGUACAGGAAUUCCCAAAGGUGUGCUUAUACCGCAUGCUACUCUAUUGAAUCGUCUACAAUGGCAAUGGAGGGAACUUCCAUACGCUGAUGAUGAAAAACGAUGUGUUUUUAAAACUUCCCUUACUUUCGUCGAUAGUGUUCCCGAAAUUUGGGGACCUCUUUUACAAAGCCGUACCCUAGUAAUUGUCCCGAAAAGCGUGACUAAAGAUCCGGAAAAGUUUAUACCGCUUUUAGAAGAACAUCAGAUACAACGCUUAGUCCUUGUGCCAUCG
Molecule: messenger RNA, 439 nt
Organism: Temnothorax curvispinosus
Lineage: Eukaryota; Metazoa; Arthropoda; Insecta; Hymenoptera; Formicidae
Product: putative acyl-activating enzyme 19
Exons: 3
Biological process (GO): amino acid activation for nonribosomal peptide biosynthetic process
Source: RefSeq, a predicted model, not a curated record